CCGACUCUUUGUCUUCAUGUCUUGAUCUGAAUCCCAAUCUCAUCUCCUCUUCCUCUUCUUCUGUAUAAAUAAUUUCUAUCUGUCUCUCUCUCUGAUAUAAUCAUCCUUUUGAUCUUUAUUUACUGAUGGGUGCCGUGAAAAUCUUGUUUUUUAGGCUUGUCUUAUUAUUUUUCGUUGCAGCUUGUGUCACUCAAAGUUUCCGACUUUGAGGACAUUUUGUGAAGCUUUUCUCUUUACCACUGUUUCUGCUUUUUGUUUCCACUAGAAGCAGCAAAUCACAAUCUAGGGUUUUUUUUUUUUUUGCUGGGUGUGGAAAGGUAUACAUACCAUCAUUGGGAAUUAACACAGUUUUGUGGGUUAUCUUCACUUUUGAGAGAUUGGCUCUUUGUUUGAUUCGUCAAUUGUUGGAGCUUUUGAAGUACAUUCCAGAGGAAAAAAACAAAAGGAGAAACUGAGUAAACCCAUCUCAUGAUGUCUCUCUCUUCCCAUUUUCUUCUUAUUUUGCUACCAUUGUUCGCUUAUAUGCUCACACAGUUACACACACUCACGCGUACACAUGCACAUGUAUUCGCAAAUAAAAUGGCUUCUGGUCGGAUGUUUUGUGUUAGGAUUGUCUGUAUCGCUUAUAAUUGUUCCGAGAAAGUUGAUCCACUUUGUCUUGCGUUUGUUUCCCUCUUAGCGUUAUCAAGUUUAAAUCGUAUCAGUUUCCUUGUUUUUUUGUAUGGAGUAAGGUUCUUGUCCCGAGCAUCAAUGGGGGAAAUGGAAGAUAUGGCGGAGGAGAUGGCGGAUUCAUCGAACCCGGGUCUGGAAGUGUCGGUUUCGUUUGGUAGGUUUGAGAAUGAUUCACUUUCAUGGGAAAAGUUCUCAGCUUUCUCUCCAAACAAGUACUUGGAAGAAGUGGAGAAGUGUGCAACCCCUGGAUCUGUUGCUCAGAAGAAGGCUUACUUCGAAGCACAUUACAAGAAGAUUGCCGAGAGAAAAGCCGAGCUGCUGGAUCACGAGAAACUAACAGAAAAGAAGCCGUCUUUUAGAUCGAUCCUUCGGAAGAACCAGGGAGGUCUGCCAUGUGACGAAUGUACUUACGGUGAAGAAGAUAAGCAUGUGAUUGACAUUGCUACCGAAGUGAACCAACAUAAUGAAGAAACCGUGGUUGUUAAGGAAUGUCAAACCUCGGUUCAUGCGGUGAAUGAUGAAUUCAGGGAUGUUCUGGAUAGGCCCGAGUUGGAGAAACCGGAAGAGAUUGUCGUAGUUAUGGAAGAGAAACCAGGAGAGGUUGUCUUAAUGGAAGAGGAACGAGAGAACGAAGUCAAAGAGGAUAUCCCAUAUAAGGAUUCUAACAAUAUGAAGGAACGGCCUGUGAAAGAGAUGAACAAAGCGAAAGAUGAUGAUAAUCUUACAAAGACAAAGGAUGGAAAUACGGGGAUGAAUCACACCAGAGGCGCUCCCAUGAGUAAUACCGUGAACAAGAAACAGAUAUCCAGCAAGACUGUGACAGAUAUGAAAACUCGGCCAGGCAAGGGGACUAACUUGACAUCUGUUGCAACAAAGGAACCGGCCUCGCCUCUUCCGAAAGCUCGAGGGUUUUCAACUCCAAGAGUGUCCAAGCCGGCUUCAAUGCCCACAUCUCGUUCUUCGGUAAAGAAGGAAAAGGCCUCGAAUUUACCGAGAAACAAGCAAACGGCUCCAAAGUCGUCAUUGCAUAUGUCUCUCAGUGUGGGUCCAUCCGGCUCUGAUCCUACCGCUCUUACCACCACCAGGAAAUCUCUGAUUAUGGAUCGAAUGGGAGAUAAGGACAUUGUGAAAUGUGCUUUUAAGACGUUCCAGAAGAAUUUCAACCCAUCGAAAUCUUCCAUGGAUGGGCAAAGUCCAGCUUCGGUGAAGAUUCCUGCAAAGGCUUCAAGAGUUUCCUCAUUAACUACUGCUCCGAAAGAGAAUGGCAGAUCUGCAAAAGUGGGCAGCGUGGAGAAGAAUCGUUCUUCGUCUUUUGGACUGAAAAACAACAAGACAGCCGAGAAACAGAAAGAGUGGUUUCUGAUUCCAAAGACGUCCAGAGAGAAAUCUGGCGCAAGAACUGUGGAGAGGAGGAACUUAAAGGCAGGAGUGACGGAUGGCAAAACCAGGAGGCACAGUCUUGAUCCGAAAUUCAAACCCAUGCAAGGCUCUAUACCGGGAACCAGAGGAUCUUCAGACAAGGACGGUUUUAGGAAAAGGGAAACAAGUUUUUUCACCUGAAACGGGAUCAAAGACCAGAAAAACAGAGCCAGUAUCCUCUGUUUUGCUGGAGGAGUUCCCAAAUAGGAGUGUGAGUGAUAAUUUUAAUAAUCAGCAGGGAAGUAGUUAUAUCUACAGUUCAGUGUGUGUGUGUGUAUGUGUAUAGAGUAUCUAUCUUCAUGUGAUAGAUUACGUGCUCCCCAAGUUAUACGAAACUCUUCACUGGCAAUAUAUUAUUUACAAAGCAACGAA
Messenger RNA from Tarenaya hassleriana, 2463 nucleotides. Its product is annotated as protein WVD2-like 7. The transcript has 9 exons. The record is from RefSeq and is a predicted model, not a curated record. NCBI's taxonomy places the organism in Eukaryota, Viridiplantae, Streptophyta, Magnoliopsida, Brassicales, Cleomaceae. Bases 469 to 2232 code for a protein of 587 amino acids.